CCGCCCCUCUCAGAGCGGGCCCCGCCCUCCGCCUGCCUCGGUGCCUGUCAGGGGAGAGGGAGUCGGCCCGGCUUUGGCCUGGCCUAGUCCGGCCUCUUCCUCCUCCUCCUCCUCCUCCGCCCGCCUUCCGCGAGCGGGACGGAAACCGGGGAGGGACCCGCCGAGGGCGCGAGGGAGAAGAAGGAGAAGGAGAAGAAGCAGCAGCGAGCGGGAGCGGCGUCGCCAUGGGAACCCGCGACGACGAGUACGACUAUCUAUUCAAAGUUGUGCUGAUUGGAGACUCCGGGGUGGGGAAGAGUAAUCUCCUGUCCCGCUUCACACGCAAUGAAUUCAACCUGGAGAGCAAAAGCACUAUCGGUGUGGAGUUUGCCACCAGAAGUAUCCAGGUGGAUGGGAAGACGAUAAAGGCACAGAUCUGGGACACGGCUGGCCAGGAGCGAUAUCGUGCUAUCACCUCUGCCUAUUACCGUGGUGCCGUUGGAGCACUCCUGGUUUACGACAUUGCAAAACACUUGACAUACGAGAACGUGGAGCGUUGGCUGAAGGAGCUCCGGGAUCAUGCAGAUAACAACAUCGUCAUCAUGCUGGUGGGGAACAAGAGCGAUCUGCGUCACCUGAGGGCUGUGCCUACAGACGAGGCCCGCGCUUUUGCAGAAAAAAACAACCUGUCAUUCAUUGAAACUUCAGCACUCGACUCAACAAAUGUAGAAGAAGCCUUCAAGAACAUCCUUACUGAGAUCUACCGCAUUGUGUCGCAGAAGCAGAUUGCGGACCGGUCUGCCCACGACGAGUCUCCCGGCAACAACGUGGUGGACAUCAGUGUGCCCCCCACCACCGACGGACAGAAAUCGAACAAACUCCAGUGUUGCCAGAACCUGUGACCUCCCUGGGGCUGCCACCUGCCCCUCCCUUGGCCUGUGCUUCAGAGGGAAAACUCGUGUGCACCUUCUCCUCACAGCAACUCCAUUCAGUGACUCUCUCUCUCUUUCUCUCUCUCUCUCUGCCCUGCCCCUUCCACCUUAGAGGAUUCCUCUUAGGGCUUACAUUCCCUUUCCUCCAAAUCCUUUCGAAUGUGAUUUAUCCUGGGGGGGUUUUAAAUAGAAGCAUUUAGCAGACAGGUGGGUUUGUGUGUGAGAAAGAGAGACAGAACACCUACCGGAGGUCCGUUGCUCCGAGACACUUGUUAAACUUCUCUUUGUUUGGUUAUUGUGUGCAUGUGCGAGAGCGGGAAGGAUGCAGAGGUUGUUGUUGUUGUUCUAAUAGAAGAAAUAGCAGCACUUGGGGAGCACAGGAGGAGUGUUACUCUUUGUUUCCUCUCAGGCCAUUCUCCAGGCACAAGAGAAAUUCUAAACUAAGAAAACACUCACUUUGGGCUUGUCGGAAAUGGUGGCGGUGGUCUUGUGCGUGCACACGCUGUAAGUCCGUGGAAGAUAACCUUUCCCCUGUUGCUUGUUCUUUGUCCUUCCCCUUCCCGUCUUAAUGCUGAGUUGGCCUGGCUGUGUAGUUUUCACUGCUUUCUGCCCUGGGAAGUCUUUUCUUCUCAAUGCAUAUAUAUAUAUAUUUUCCAAUUCAGUUUGGGAACAAUGAAGUAUGUCUGUGCGCUGCAUUCCUCUCCCCCCCGCCCCCAGCUGCCAGCACGGCUGUGUGCAGGCUAUAUGAAGUGGCUUCUAAUA
Podarcis raffonei (Aeolian wall lizard) is the source of this 1673-nucleotide messenger RNA. RefSeq names its product RAB11B, member RAS oncogene family (gene RAB11B). The transcript has 5 exons. The record is from RefSeq and is a predicted model, not a curated record. Gene Ontology annotation, biological process: regulated exocytosis; constitutive secretory pathway. Lineage: Eukaryota; Metazoa; Chordata; Lepidosauria; Squamata; Lacertidae. Gene Ontology annotation, molecular function: GTP binding; GTPase activity. Gene Ontology annotation, cellular component: recycling endosome. Bases 225 to 881 code for a protein of 218 amino acids.